UGUUCCAUGUCCUGGUGCCGUGCCGAUGUGAAAUCCGUUUUUCAUCCCUUUUGAAGCAUGUCCAAGCGCCGUAAUUUAUUGGAUUCCGCCGAAAAACGCCGUUCUCUUCAAAAUGUUGCUGUUGCCCGAGGACGUCUCAAGGGAGCGCUGGCGGACAUCGUGACCCACAGUGACGAUGAGUCCGAUUCGGAUGAUUCCCAUGCAACUCGCCAAUCGAAACGAUCCAAAACCGUAACCUCGGAUUCCAUCCCCAUCCCACAUCAGUCGUACAUCAUGAAACUUUUCGAUCGCAGCGUCGAUCUGGCUCGGUUCGAUGAAUCCACUCCCCUUUAUCCCAUCUGUCGAGCUUGGAUGCUAAAUCAACCCAGAAUGAAUCCCAAACCCGUCCGGACACCGUCACCCGUGAAGCGAGAGUACAAUCCCCAGAUGGCCGAACAGUAUCGUAAUGGAGAACUGAAGGAAAUUCGAGCGAUGCCAAAGCCGGAAGCCAGUUCCGUCGAAAAGUAUCCUUCACCCGUCGAUAGUCAGCGGCGAGCUUCUAAGGAUAAGCUUGAUGCCAAUUUGGAACCCGUUUCGAAGGCUGUCCUGCUGGAGGAACACAAGAAGCGCUGGGGCCAGGUUCGGCGGAACUGGGAACAGUAUAACAGGGUCAAAGCCGAGCGGCAUGAGGCAAGUUUCGAACUGCUGGAUGCUUUGCUUAAGACGCAAGUUUGACGAUUUCUUGCAUGGAUUUUAAAAAUAU
Messenger RNA from Ochlerotatus camptorhynchus, 742 nucleotides. Its product is annotated as protein lin-37 homolog. NCBI's taxonomy places the organism in Eukaryota, Metazoa, Arthropoda, Insecta, Diptera, Culicidae. Gene Ontology annotation, biological process: negative regulation of transcription by RNA polymerase II. Gene Ontology annotation, cellular component: transcription repressor complex; Myb complex. Bases 58 to 714 code for a protein of 218 amino acids. The record is from RefSeq and is a predicted model, not a curated record. The transcript is spliced from 2 exons.